GUCGCACAUUUGUUGCUUCUGCUCCCAGUCCAGCGAUUCGAGUCGCAUUUAUUUUGGUUUUCCUCCUUGGUUCCGUGUUUUUUCUCCGCUUAAAAACCCUACAAGCCGCUGCAAGGACCUCCAGAUAGAAUCCAGGAAAUCCCACCGAAGAUACCGCCACGAUGCAUUGAAGAGCCUUCCAAACAAGGAGCGGCCAUCAGCCCAUUAAAAUUCACGCAGGGCAGCGGCUACUUAAUGUUUUUUAAUAGCUGAGGCAACAUUUUAACUUUCCGCGCACGCCGAACAUUAUGCAGAUGAAGUACAUGGAACUCGUGAUCUUGGGCCUGUGGGUGGUCGCCCAGGCAUCCGCCAGUUUGGCCAAAUUUGGCAGCACGACGCCAGCGAGUGCAACGCAGACGGAUGUGGAACUGCAGCCCAUCAACGGGACACUCAACUACCGGCUGUACGCCAAGAAGGGCAGGGACGACAAGCCCUGGUUCGACAGCUUGGACAGCAGUCACAUCCAGUGCGUCCGGCGCGCCCGCUGCUACCCCACCUCAAACGCCACCAACACCUGCUUCGGUUCCAAGCUGCCCUACGAACUGAGCAGCCUCGAUCUCACCGAUUUCCACACCGACAAGGAGCUGAACGAGAAGCUCAACGACUACUACGCCCUCAAGCAUGUGCCCAAGUGCUGGGCGGCCAUACAGCCCUUCUUGUGCGCCGUCUUCAAGCCAAAGUGCGAGAAAAUCAACGGCCAGGACAUGGUCUACCUGCCUUCGUACGAAAUGUGCCGCAUUACCUUGGAACCCUGUCGCAUUCUUUACAACACAACGUUUUUCCCGAAAUUUCUUCGCUGCAACGAAACUCUCUUCCCGACGAAAUGCACAAACGAAGCGCGAGGAAUGAAAUUCAACGGAACUGGACAGUGCUUAAGUCCUUUGGUGCCGACAGAUACUUCGGCUAGCUAUUAUCCCGGCAUCGAGGGCUGCGGCGUGCGGUGCAAAGAUCCGCUGUACACCGAUGAUGAGCACCGGCAGAUCCACAAGCUUAUCGGCUGGGCUGGCAGUCUGUGCCUUCUCUCGAACCUCUUCGUGGUGGCCACUUUCUUCAUCGACUGGAAGAAUGCCAACAAGUACCCUGCUGUGAUUGUGUUCUAUAUAAAUCUAUGCUUCCUAAUUGCAUGCGUAGGAUGGCUGCUACAGUUCACUUCGGGAUCGCGAGAGGACAUUGUGUGCCGUAAGGAUGGCACGCUACGCCACUCGGAGCCCACAGCCGGCGAGAAUCUCUCUUGCAUCGUGAUCUUUGUGCUGGUUUACUACUUCCUCACCGCUGGAAUGGUUUGGUUUGUGUUCCUCACUUACGCCUGGCAUUGGAGGGCCAUGGGUCACGUACAAGAUCGCAUCGAUAAGAAGGGUUCCUACUUCCACCUGGUAGCCUGGUCACUGCCUCUGGUUCUCACUAUCACCACAAUGGCUUUCAGUGAGGUGGAUGGAAAUAGCAUUGUGGGCAUCUGCUUUGUGGGCUAUAUUAAUCAUCCAAUGAGGGCAGGACUUCUUCUUGGCCCGCUCUGUGGGGUGAUCCUUAUUGGAGGCUAUUUCAUCACCCGUGGCAUGGUAAUGCUCUUUGGCCUGAAGCACUUUGCUAACGAUAUUAAGUCAACUUCUGCAAGCAACAAAAUCCAUUUAAUCAUCAUGCGCAUGGGAGUCUGUGCGCUGCUCACUUUGGUUUUCAUCCUGGUGGCCAUUGCUUGUCACGUUACCGAGUUUAAGCAUGCGGAGGAAUGGGCCCAUAGCUUCAGGCAGUUUAUAAUUUGUAAAAUUUCGUCCGUCUUCGAAGAGAAGAGCUCAUGUCGCAUUGAAAACCGACCAAGUGUUGGCGUCCUGCAAUUGCAUUUGUUGUGCCUUUUUAGCUCUGGAAUUGUCAUGUCAACUUGGUGCUGGACACCAUCUUCAGUAGAGACUUGGAAGCGGUAUAUAAGAAAAAAGUAUGGAAAAGAGGUGAUCGAAGAAGUGAAAAUGCCCAAGCACAAGGUCAUUGCCCAGACGUGGGCCAAGCGCAAGGAUUUCGAGGACAAGGGCAGGCUCUCCAUAACGCUGUACAACACACACACGGAUCCCGUGGGGCUCAACUUCGAUGUGAACGAUCUGAACUCCUCGGAGACGAAUGACAUCUCCUCGACUUGGGCUGCAUACCUCCCGCAGUGCGUAAAGCGGCGCAUGGCUUUGACGGUACCAGUUACAGGUAACUCGUCGAGCCAAGGACCCCGAAAGAAUUCUUUGGAUUCCGAGUUCAGCGUGAGUGUUCGUCAUGUUUCCGUUGAAUCCCGUAGGAAUUCGGUGGACUCGCAGGUUUCAGUGAAAAUAGCUGAGAUGAAGACCAAGGUGGCAUCCAGAUCGAGAAGAAAACACGUAGGCUCCGCCAGCAGCAAGAGAACUCACCGUGGGAGGGACUACACAGCAGCAGCCACCGGAAGGAGCAGUAGGCGAAGAGAGAGCAGUACCUCGGUCGAGUCACAGGUCAUCGCGCUGAAGAAAACCACUUAUCCAAAUGCUAGUCACAAAGUGGGCGUGUUUGCCCAUCACAGCUCCAAGAAACAACACAAUUAUACGAGCUCAAUGAAGCGAAGAACAGCGAAUGCCGGAUUGGAUCCCAACAUUCUGAAACAAUUCCUACAAAAGAACGGCGAGUUUAUAAUCCCUUUCCUCCAAAAUCAUGAUAUGACUUCUAGUUCAGAGGAGGAGAACUCGCGUGCGUCCCUACAGAUUCAGGAUCUCAAUGUGGUUGUGAAGCAGGAGGAAUUCAGUGAGGAUGACCACGAUGGAGCCCAUAUUGAAGAAUUACCAAAUAACAAGCAGGUGGCGAAUUUCCUGAAAAACAUGAAAAAAUCUAAUGAAUCCAAUGGUAAUCGCCACUCGCGGAAUUCCACAAGAAGUCGUCAGUCGAGGAAGUCCCGCAAGAGCCAUCCCAAGACCACUGGUCUAGAGCUGGAUUUCAAGAGGGACUAUGUAAGGAAUCGCUCCCUCAGCUGCUCCUCCGAGGAACUGGACGUGGCUCUGGACGUGGGCAGCUUGCUGAACAGCUCCGGUUCCGGAAUGUCCAUGGGCAAACCCCAGAGCAGGAACAGCAAAACCAGCUGCGAUGUGGGCAUUCAGGCUAAUCCUUUCGAGCUAGUUCCUAGCUAUGGAGACGAGGAGCUGCAGCAAGCUAUGCGACUCCUGAAUGCAGCCAGCAGGCAAAGAAAUGAGGCAGCUUAUGAAGAUGGCGGAGGCACCGAGCUUCAGACCUUAUUGAGCGAUACCCAUCGACAUCACAGGGAGCCCUCGUUUAUGAGCGAGUCCGACAAACUCAAAAUGUUGUUGCUUCCCUCAAAAUAGCAAGACUUAAUGAUCAAUUUAUGCAUUUACUUAAGUUGUUUAAACUCUUCAAAGGUUCUUAAAUCCUGUUGGGUUUAAUAUACAGGAUUUUUAAUUUUUUCAAAUGUUUUCGAUAAUAAGGUGCCUGAUAUCUGAUGUAUUUAAAGGUCUUAAAUCACUUUUUUUUCGAUUCAGUGUCUAAUUCAGUUUGCUAACCCCACAAUUUAGUGUUAGCAGCUAAGCGAAUUAUAUUUUAUUUCUUUUUUGAAGCGAUAAAAUUACGGUUAACGUUCAUAAUGCUUUAUGAAACCGGUCAGGCUUCAAUUGUUUUAAUCCGUUCGAAAUAGUUCUGACAAUCUUAUUUACCAGUACUCAAAUUUGAAAUACUCAAAGAAAUUUUUAUUAGUUCACAAGAGUUAGAAACAGAAGUGAUAUUUUAUACAAAAAUAUAUGGAAUUUCAAAGUAACCGAAGUAGAACCAAAACCGAGUCAAGUUUUUAAGCAUUUUACAUUGCGAUGACCCUAGUUUCUUCUUAAUUGUUUUAUUGAGCAGAAUAAGCGAAACUACAACGACGAACUACGAAUACUCAUAGACAUUAAGCUGCAAACGUUAUUAUACAAAUCCAUCUUCCCAUCUAGCUCGUAAGCACUCGAAUCUCUGUGUACGUUUGUGAAUGACUGUUUCCUUAACCCUGGUACUCACGCCAAACAAAAUGUCCAUGAAAAGGAAAUUAUAAUGUAUUUUCCUGGUCAUUUUAUUUUGCAGUGUGUACUGGGCUUUAAACUAGACUCUAGAUUAUACAUUAAUGUACGAUAAAAAUAGGCCUCUCACGGCAAACAAAUCGUACCUCGAAAAGUGCCUAUAAGUUUACAAAAUAUCUUAUACGUUUGUGUAACUAAUAAACCGAUUUUAAAUCCUCGAGUCUUAA
Molecule: messenger RNA, 4264 nt
Organism: Drosophila subpulchrella
Lineage: Eukaryota; Metazoa; Arthropoda; Insecta; Diptera; Drosophilidae
Gene: smo
Product: protein smoothened
Exons: 6
Coding region: 288-3356 (1022 amino acids)
Biological process (GO): positive regulation of smoothened signaling pathway; commissural neuron axon guidance; smoothened signaling pathway
Cellular component (GO): cilium; plasma membrane; dendrite
Molecular function (GO): patched binding; transmembrane signaling receptor activity
Source: RefSeq, a predicted model, not a curated record